UCCACUUUCCCCUCAGCCAAACACGUCCUUUAGUAUUUCAAUACCCAACCAAGGAUUACUUCAAUCUCUUUCGUUUUGUACGAACUUUCUAUUUUUUUCUCAACUCUUUUACUCAAUAACUCAAUUCUGGGUUCUUUAAUUGUCUGAAGAUUCAAUAUUUUCCUUUCUCUUUCCUGAUCCAGACAAAACCCAUUAAAUCUCAGCUUCUCAUGGUUUGAUUCUGUUAAAGCAGAAAAGAGUUUGACAUGGGUGUUACGUUUAAGGUAUCAAAAAUUGGUUCUAGGUACAAGCCCAAGCCUUGUUUUCAAUCGGAGGAUUCAGUUGAUGUUGUCUCUAAGAAUUCUAAAGAGAGCUCACGGUCUAGAAAGCUCCAGGGUGAUAUUGUUGAAGGCAUUGAGCGUGUUCCUGGGGCGUCUCAAUCAAUAAUUUCUGAUGAAACGCAUCGUGUUCCUGCAGACCAUGAAAUUUCCUUCACCUUGAAUCUUUACCCAGAUGGCUAUUCUAUUGGAAAGCCCCAAGAGGAAGCUUUGCAUACCAUUCCGGAUGCUCCAAAGUUGCAUCCAUAUGAUAGGUCAUCUGAAACUCUCUUUGCAGCAAUUGAAUCUGGCCGGUUGCCUGGAGAUAUUUUGGAUGAUAUACCUUGCAAAUAUGUUGAUGGGACACUCAUAUGUGAGGUGCGUGAUUAUCGGAAAGUUGCACCUCAUCAAGGAUCUAACACCCCACCAAUUGAUGGAUCCCCUAUCAUCAAGAAAGUGUGUCUUAAGAUGUCUUUGGAGAAUGUAGUGAAGGAUAUUCCAUUGAUCUCAGAUAAUUCAUGGACAUAUGGUGAUUUGAUGGAAGCAGAGUCUCGGAUAUUGAAAGCCUUGCAACCACAACUUUGUUUAGAUCCCACUCCCAAACUGGACAGACUCUGUACUAACCCUGUUCCAACUAAGCUUGACCUUGCUUCAUGUAGCUUGAGGAGAAAGAGAUUGAGGCAGACUCCAGAAGUUACAGUCACCUCUACUAGUAAGAUACAUGGAAAUAAGGUUUACAUAGACAGAGUGACAGAAAGCUCUAAUGGCAGGUUGGGAGAGGCUGGAAUUGUUUCAGGGAGUUUGAUGCUACAACAGGAAAAUCUGAUUUCUCAAAGUAUUGGUCCGAGCAAUAUGCUGGGAUUAAGACCUAAAAGUUUUGUGCAAGAUUCAUCCAUUCCAGCACUACCCAUGGCAUCACAGUCACCAAGGUAUCAGAUGGGGCUUGCGAAUGCUAGGAGCAUGCAGGAUCAUGGGUCUAGCUCUUUUGUCAGUGCAUCAGCUGCCUCCCUUGUUGGGCAGGACGUGACAAUGUCGUACACUGACAACAUAAACUCUGGUGGUUCUCUUCUUGGGAAGAGGGAGAACCUAGAUGGUCCAAUGUCACCUUUAUCUGGCCUUAGUAAAAGAACUAGACUUAAUGCUAUUGGCGCAGACGGGAUGCAACAGCAACAAGUUGGGCCACAUAUGGAUGGCCUGCAUGGACAGGAUAUGAGCUGGAAGAAUAUAUUACUUCCCCAACAAACAAUUGCAAGAGGAAUUCAGUAUGCAAAUACGGGCAUGCAGAAGCACCCUCAGCAGGUUUUUGAAGGGGUUCUGAAUCAGGAGGCUGGUGCAAUGCCAUUUGCUGCAGGACAUCAAGCAUUGAGAUAUGGUGCUAAGGAAGAGCCAUUUGAUUCUACUGACAAGUUGGAUGGCUCUGAGCUGAACCGGGAAACUGAUGCAAACCAUUUGGACCCACAGCAGACACGCCUUCAACAAAGAUCAUUGCAUGGAUUUGCAAGACCUGGUUUCCCUCAAACAACUUGGAACAACAUUAAUCAGCAUUUCGAGAAAGAUGCGAGAAAGGAAGAAUUCCAAAAAAGGAAAUUAGUGCAAAGCCCACGUUUAUCAAGUGGAGCUUUGCCUCAAUCUCCGCUAUCAUCAAAAUCUGGGGAAUUUUUAAGUGGUCCUGUAGGACCUCACUUUGGAGCAUCUCUAAAGGAGAAAGCUGUCAACUCAGUUCCUGCUGUUGGUGGUACCCCAUCUUUGACUUCAAGUGCAAAUGACUCUAUGCAACGGCAACACCAGGCUCAAUCUGCUGCUAAGAGAAGAUCAAAUUCCCUCUCCAAAACACCUGUAAUAAACGCAGUUGGAUCUCCCGCAAGUGUUAGCAAUAUGAGUGUUCCAUUAAAUGCAAGCAGUCCUUCCGUUGGUACCCCACCUUUGGGUGAUCAAACAAUGCUUGAAAGGUUCUCAAAGAUUGAAAUUGUUACUAUGAGGUAUCAAUUCAACAGAAAAAAGAACAAGGUUGAUGAGUACCAUGUCCGGAAACCCAGCUCACAUUCUCCUCAACUAAUGUCAGCCUGUCUAACCAGUCUUUCCAGUAAUGAGGACUUGAAAGACGAAUUGAAUCCACUAUCAAAGUCACUUAUUGGUGGAAGUAUGAAUACCUGCAAAAAAAGAAUCUUGAAUUUUGUACAGGGGAAUCUCGUUUCUCUAGUUCCUAGGGUAAGAACUAGAAUGGUAAUGUCUGAGAAACCAACUGAUGGGACUGUAGCGAUGUUUUCUGGAGACAUAGAUGAUGGUGAAAUUCUUAGUGCAGAGGAUCAUAUUUCCCACCUUCCUACGCUUCCUAAUACUUACAUGGCUGACUUAUUUGCGGCGCAGUUUUGUUCACUGAUGCUACGUGAAGGACAUCACCUUUUGGAAGAUAAUGUUCAGGCAAAACCAACUCGUGUGCUUAUGGCCUCAAGCAGUCAACCAAAUCCUGCUGUAGCUUUUCCCAACAAUUCUGCAGGCGAUAUGCAGCAUACUAUGCAGCAGUAUCCUGAAGCUGUUCCAGGUCAAGCAAUCAAUGAGGUGGCAAAGCAGAAUAGCGGUAAUAAUAUUUCUUUAAAUCCAUCUUCGAGUGCUCUAGGAAACAGUAGGAUGUUGCCUCCUGGAAACCCUCAGGCCUUACAGAUGUCCCAAGGACUAGUGUCUGGGGUUUCAAUGCCUGCAAGGCCAUCACAACUAGAUCCACAACCGCAACAGCAACAGCAGCAGCAGCAGCAGCAAAGUCAACAGCACACUUUGCUUCAACAACAGCAUCAGCAGUUCCAGAGAUCACCAAUGAUGCUUACAUCAAAUCCUCUCUCACAUUUGAAUGCCAUUGGGCAGAAUUCAAGCAUGCAUUUGGGUAAUCAAAUGGUCAACAAAUCUUCAGCUCUCCAACUUCAGAUGAUACAGCAGCAACAGCAGCAGCAGCAAUUGCAACAACAACAACAGCAGCAGCAGCAGCAGCCAUCGCAGCAGCAGGUACAAAUGCAGAGGAAAAUGAUGGGACUAGGUGGAGCUGUAGGCAUGGGAAAUAUGGUCAGAAUUGGAGGCCUGGGCAAUACCGCUGGAAUUGGAGGUGCAAGUGGGAUUGGUGGAACAGGAAUAUCAGCUCCAAUGACUGCUAUUUCUGGCAUGGGAAAUGUGGGCCAAAACCCAAUGAAUCUUCCGGGUGCAAAUAUAACCAAUGCGAUAUCCCAGCAGCUUCGAUCUGGUGCACUAACAACACCCCAAGCUGCCUUAAUUUCAAAAUUAAGGAUGGGCCGAGGAAACAUGUUAGGUGGUCCUCAAUCGAGCAUCAGUGGGAUAUCUGGAGCCAGACAGAUGCAUCCAGGUUCUGCUACCCUUUCUAUGCUGGGCCAGAAUCUGAACCAGGCUAACAUGAGUUCGAUGCAAAGGACUGCUAUGGGGUCCAUGGGUCCUCCAAAAAUAAUGUCUGGGAUGAACCACCUUUACAUGAACCAGCAGCAGCAACAACAGCAGCAGCAACAGUUGCAAUUGCAGCAACAACAGCAGCAACAGUUGCAAUUGCAGCAACAACAGCAACAGUUGCAAUUGCAGCAGCAGCUGCAUCAACGGCAACAACAACAGCUGCAGCAGCAGCAAUUACAACAACAACCGCAGCAGCAAGAAACAACCUCACCACUACAGGCUGUCGUAUCACCUUCACAGGUAGGCUCGCCAUCAACCAUUGGAAUUUCACAAAUGAAUCAACCACCUCAGCCACAGCAGGCCCAGCAACAGGCCAGCCCACAACAAAUGAAUCAAAGGACUCCCAUGAGUCCCCAACUGAGCUCAGGUGCUAUUCAUGCAUUAAGUGCUUGUAACCCAGAGGCUUGUCCACCCAGCCCACAGUUGAGCUCUCAGACCCUUGGCUCAGUUAGUAGCAUCGCAAAUUCUCCUAUGGAGCUUGGUGGGAACAAAAGCAACUCUGGUGGAAAUACAUAACAUGUUCUGUGCAGUAUCAUCUUAUUAUACUAAUUCUAGAGCCGCCUCAGUGCCAAGCUAUCCCUCUCGUGAAAGAACGUUUAAAACUAAUUUUGCAGACAGACCAGCAUCAGUCUGUGAAAGCAGUUUGGUUUGUUGAAAAGGAAACGGUUAAUGUUUGUUCCAAUACUCUAGCCGACUAGGUGCCUAGCUAUAACAGACUAUUUACAAUGAUGGGUCGCUUUCCCUUGUCGUCCUAGGAUUUUUCGUUUUAUGUAAAAAUAAGUGUAGCACUAGACUAGUUGGUGUGCCUAUUUGUUAUCUAAAGUUAUGGGUUUGAAAUUGAAUACCCUCUUCCCAAAAUAAUACAUUUCAUAGUUAUUAUGAUUGUAUUUGCACCUUUCAUUAAUUUUCUCAGUUCUUACAAUUG
Messenger RNA from Hibiscus syriacus, 4668 nucleotides. RefSeq names its product protein PHYTOCHROME-DEPENDENT LATE-FLOWERING-like. The transcript is spliced from 12 exons. The record is from RefSeq and is a predicted model, not a curated record. Bases 246 to 4259 code for a protein of 1337 amino acids. Gene Ontology annotation, biological process: regulation of transcription by RNA polymerase II. Gene Ontology annotation, molecular function: transcription coregulator activity. NCBI's taxonomy places the organism in Eukaryota, Viridiplantae, Streptophyta, Magnoliopsida, Malvales, Malvaceae. Gene Ontology annotation, cellular component: SAGA complex.